Messenger RNA from Diutina rugosa, 927 nucleotides. RefSeq names its product tRNA (guanine(9)-N(1))-methyltransferase. Gene Ontology annotation, molecular function: tRNA binding. NCBI's taxonomy places the organism in Eukaryota, Fungi, Ascomycota, Pichiomycetes, Serinales, Debaryomycetaceae. Gene Ontology annotation, cellular component: nucleus. The record is from RefSeq and is a predicted model, not a curated record. The transcript has a single exon. The coding region runs from base 1 to 927 and encodes 308 amino acids. Gene Ontology annotation, biological process: tRNA N1-guanine methylation.
AUGCCCCGACCCCCGCCCACUGCCGAGGAAAUCGAAGAGUUUCGCCGCCAGAAACUUGUCGAGGUGAUCCCCGAGGGGAUGCUGAAAAGCGAGUGGAAAAAACGCAAGCGGCAGCAGCAAUGGCAGGACCUGAAGGAGGAGUAUCGCCGUGAAAAGCGGGCGAAGAAGAAAGCGGUGGCCGCUAGACAGCGGGAACAAGGGACGAAACCACAACGCAAGUUCCCUCCGAAAACCCAACAGCCGCUGGGGCUCUCAUUUGUGUUUGACUGCGCUUUUGACGACCUCAUGAACCAACGCGAAGUAGUGCUGAUGCUGAACCAGAUCGCGAGGGCGUACAACGUCAGACGCCACUGUACAUACGAGAUGCCGUUGCUGAUAGUGCUGUUCGACAAGCGGCUCAAAACACGGUUUGACGACGUCAUUCGCGAUCACGUCAAUUGGAAAGGGAUCGAGUUUCGUGAGGAACCGCUUGAAAAAGUCUUCCCCGAUACCUCCAAACUUGUGUACUUCUCUGCUGAUACCGACGAUGUGAUUGAAGAGCUCGAAGAAGGCACGACUUAUAUUAUCGGGGGGAUUGUCGACAAAAAUCGUCACAAGAACCUCUGCAUCAACAAAGCCAAAGAACUCGGUAUCCGCGUGGGGAGACUACCCAUAGACAAGUACAUCGCCAUCAACGGACGUCUGGUGCUAGCCACCAGUCACGUUUAUGAGAUCUGCUGUAAGUGGAAAGAAUACGGCGACUGGGAACGUGCGUUUAACGAAGUGUUGCCGCCUCGGAAACUUAAAGACAAGUCUGAAGAUGAUGACCAUAAUGAGUCUAAUACCACUGGAGAAGUUGAGACUACUCACGAUGUUGUCUCCGAUACCGUGGAAAAUAGCGGCGCGAACGAGGAAGAAGGUGCCAAAUCCGAGCCUAAAGCCAAUUGA